Cyphellophora attinorum is the source of this 1191-nucleotide messenger RNA. RefSeq lists its product as uncharacterized. The record is from RefSeq and is a predicted model, not a curated record. The coding region runs from base 1 to 1191 and encodes 396 amino acids. The transcript has a single exon. NCBI's taxonomy places the organism in Eukaryota, Fungi, Ascomycota, Eurotiomycetes, Chaetothyriales, Cyphellophoraceae.
AUGAGGCUUCUUGCGACGGUCCUUCAACUCCUGGCACUAGCCACUCCCAGCUUUGCGCACGACCAAAAUUGUCGCAACCUGACAAUCCCCAUCCAGAUCUCCGCACGCAACGGCGCAUUCGCCGUCGGACCAACCCAGACCGACGUCGAUGUGACCAACUUCGUCCUCGCUGGGACGCAGCCCGGUCACAAUGCCUCCGCCUCAAUUCUCAAAGGUUACAACACCGUGAACGGCACCUACAACAUCUCGGCAACAUACUGCACACCCACUGGACCCUCCCGCAACGCCAUCCAGAUUCUCACACACGGCAUUGGCUUCGACCGCGCGUACUGGGAUCUGCCAUACAAUGGCUACAACUACAGCUACGUCAUCUCCGCCCUUUCUGCCGGCUACGCUACCCUUACCUACGACCGCUUGGGCAUCGGCUGCAGCAGUCACGGCGAUCCGAUUUCCGAGAUCCAGAUCUUCCUCGAAGUCGAAGCGCUUGCCGCUCUCACUGAACUCGUCCGCACGCCUUACGGCCUCUACGACCACGGUAUCUCCGAGAACUACCAGCAUGUCAUCCACGCAGGCCACUCCUUUGGCGCGAUCAUGACCUACGCCCUAGCCAGCACAUACCCCGAAUCAUCCGACGCGAUCAUCCUGCAAGGCUUCUCAACCGACCCAACCUGGAUCCCGUUCUUCAUGCUAGGCGGAGAAUUCGUCACCGUCCAAAGCACACCCUUAUCCUCACAAUACCCACCAGGCUAUCUAGUCAGCGGCAGCAAAAGCGCAGUGCAAACCAACUUCUUCGCACCCAACGACUUCGACCCCGCGAUCCUAGACUACAUCGUCAACGUCGUCGGUCAACCCGUCGCCAUGGGCGAACUACUCAGCAUCGGUGGCGUCGGAGGGCCUUCGGGGUACAAAGGUCCCGUACUCGUUAUCACGGGUGAGCGCGACGUGCCAUUCUGUGGUGGCGACUGCUAUGGUCCGAACAAGGGGAAUGCGCCGAGUGUGCCGGCUAAGGCUGCACUGGCGUUUGGGGACCCGAGUAAGGUUGAUACGGGGAUUGUGAAGGGGGCGGGUCAUGGUUUGAGCGUUAGUUAUUCGAAGGGGGAGACGUACACGCGGAUGCUGGCUUGGUUGGGCGAGGUUGGGCAGAAGUUGGGGUGGGGCGGGCCGAGUCGGGUGAAGAGGGGCGUGCAGUGA